AUGGCUGCUUUAGCACGUUUCUUGCCGAGGGCGGGAGAUAAAGCGGCUCCGUUCUUCACUUGUUUGAAAAAGAAUUCCAAGUUUCAAUGGACAGAGGAAUGUGAGCAAGCUUUUCCCAAGUUGAAAGAAUCAUUAGCAACGUUGCCGGUGCUAUCCAAACCCACGCCAGGCGUUCCUUUGAUGCUCUACCUGGCGGUCACGGAUAGGGCGGUCAGCAUGGUGUUGCUUCAGGAAGAAGGAAAGAAGCAGAAGAUUAUAUAUUUUGUGAGUCAUACCCUGCAAGGUGCUGAAUUGCGCUACCAGAAAAUUGAGAAGGCGGCCUUGGCAAUUCUAAAAACUGCAAGACGCCUCAGGCCAUAUUUUCAAAGUUUCUCAAUCAGAGUUAAAACUAAUGUUCCUUUAAGACAGGUACUCCAGAAGCCCGACUUGUCUGGGCGGUUAGUCAGCUGGUCAGUCGAGUUGUCUGAGUAUGAUAUACAGUAUGAGCCAAGGGGACAAGUUACAAUCCAAAGUUUGAUCGAUUUCGUGGCGGAAUUAACACCCACGGAAGGCGAGAAAACCCAAGGCGAGUGGAUCCUGUCUGUUGAUGGAUCCUCAAACAACACCGGAAGUGGAGCUGGAAUAACUAUUGAAAGCCCGGAUAAGAUGGUCAUUGAACAAUCUUUGAAAUUCGAGUUCAAGGCAAGCAACAACCAAUCAGAGUACGAGGCUCUAAUCGUCGGACUAAGGUUGGCCAUUGAAUUAGGCAUUCAGAAGUUGUUCAUCAAAGGCGACUCACAGCUGGUUGUUAAACAGGUAAAUGGCGAGUAUCAAGUCAAGGAUCCGCAACUUUCAAAGUACCUGGAAGUGGUGCGUAGAUUAAUGAUGGAGAUAGGGAAGAUCAGAAUAGAACACGUUCUAAGAAGUCAAAACGAAAGGGCUGAUGUGCUAGCAAAGUUGGCUAGCACGGGGCGAUUGAGCAAUUAUCAAACAGUCAUUCAGGAAACUCUCCCUCGCCCCAGUAUUGACUUGGUGGAAGUAAAGUUAAAGUCAGUGAAGUCAGUUAUUGAAGGCGAACCUUCGUGGAUGGAGCCAAUCAAGACUUUCCUCAAAGAUCCUCCUAAGGACAAUGCCCUGAAUACAAAAGAAAGGCGUAGGGAGGCUAGUUUUUAUACGUUGGUGAACUAUAUCGACGGGGAAUUAUGUCUCCUAUGCUUAAAUGUAUCGACACGAGAGAUGCCCAGGGAAUCAUGGCGGAGGUCCACGAAGGGGUAUGUUCUAGCCACAUAG
Lotus japonicus is the source of this 1269-nucleotide messenger RNA. RefSeq lists its product as uncharacterized. Lineage: Eukaryota; Viridiplantae; Streptophyta; Magnoliopsida; Fabales; Fabaceae. The transcript has a single exon. Bases 1 to 1269 code for a protein of 422 amino acids. Gene Ontology annotation, molecular function: nucleic acid binding; RNA-DNA hybrid ribonuclease activity. The record is from RefSeq and is a predicted model, not a curated record.